This is a messenger RNA of Equus quagga, 1893 nucleotides long. RefSeq names its product CDP-diacylglycerol--inositol 3-phosphatidyltransferase (gene CDIPT). Gene Ontology annotation, biological process: phosphatidylinositol biosynthetic process. Gene Ontology annotation, molecular function: CDP-diacylglycerol-inositol 3-phosphatidyltransferase activity. Lineage: Eukaryota; Metazoa; Chordata; Mammalia; Perissodactyla; Equidae. The record is from RefSeq and is a predicted model, not a curated record. The transcript has 6 exons. Gene Ontology annotation, cellular component: Golgi apparatus; membrane. The coding region runs from base 327 to 968 and encodes 213 amino acids.
GCGGAAGAGUAGGUUUCCGGAAGCCGAGCACAGCUGGAACAGCAGGGGCCGCAGCUGGAGGCAGGAGCGCCUGCGGGGCGAGCAGAGGCGAGGGUCUGCCCAUAAGAAGGGCGAGUGUGCGCGCCCCCUGCGCCCCGCGCACAUCUGGGUCGGCCCAUGCUCCGGCGGGCAGCGAGCUUUAACAUCUGGGGCCGGGCGGGGGCAGCGGGGGCUUGCGCGCAGUCGGCGCGGCGGAUGCGCCGGGCCGGAGGGUGAGGCCGCACAUUGGGGCAGGGACGGAGCUGGCGCUUCCAGAUUCUGCCAGGGGCGGCAAGGGGGCCGCCGCGAUGCCAGGCGAAAAUAUCUUCCUGUUUGUGCCUAACCUCAUCGGUUAUGCCCGGAUUGUCUUCGCCAUCAUUUCUUUCUACUUCAUGCCCUGCUGCCCCCUAACGGCCUCCUCCUUCUACCUGCUCAGCGGACUUUUGGACGCUUUCGAUGGACACGCUGCUCGAGCCCUUAAUCAAGGGACCCGGUUUGGGGCCAUGCUGGACAUGCUGACAGACCGCUGCUCCACCAUGUGUCUGCUGGUCAACCUGGCCUUACUGUACCCUCGGGCCACCCUUCUCUUCCAGCUCAGCAUGAGCUUGGAUGUGGCCAGCCACUGGCUGCACCUCCACAGUUCUGUGGCCCGAGGCAGUGAAAGUCACAAGAUGAUCGACCUGUCUGGAAAUCCAGUGCUCCGCAUCUACUACACCUCCAGACCUGCCCUGUUUAUCCUGUGUGCUGGAAAUGAGCUCUUCUACUGCCUCCUCUACCUGUUCAAUUUCUCUGAGGGACCUUUAGUUGGCUCCGUGGGUCUUUUCCGAAUGGGCCUCUGGAUCACUGCCCCCAUCGCCUUGCUCAAGUCCGUCAUCAGUGUCAUCCACCUGAUCACAGCCGCCCGCAACAUGGCUGCCUUGGAUGCAGCAGACCGUGCCAAGAAGAAGUGACCCUGGAACCCCUUGCCCCUGGCUGCCUACCUGCCAUGGGAGUCUCACUGUGCCACGUGGCUCCCCUCUCUCCUAGGAGCUCCCAGGCUCAUGUAUUCCUAAUGUGUUGUCCAACCUGCUGGGAAGGGGGUCAGCCUCUUUGGAGAUGUUAUCCUCUCCGUAAUCCUGAGGACCAGUCCCUGCUCCUUUGAUCCCUAAGCAUCUGGACGUCAAAUCAGGAAGGAUGCUCACAGGGCCCCGCCCAUAGGGACAGUGCUCCUGGAGCGUGAAGAGGCCUGACUGCGGACUGGGCAUUGUCACACCCGCUGGCUCAGCCCUGGGGUCUGGCUUGGCCUGAGACUUUAGGGACAUUUGAGUGAAUGAGAUGGAGUAGGGGCCAGGUUUCCCAAAAGGCAGGGAGUCAGGCCUCUGCCCCUGGCCAGAAAAAGCCUGCAGGUACCAUGGCCUGGAGAAAAGGGACCUUCUAGAUCCUUCCCCAUUGAGUCUCCUCUGUCUGGUCUAUCCUGGGUCUGAAAACCUCAAUAAUAAAGGCCUGAGACGGAGGGAGGGCUCUUCACUAUCCUUCACCGUCCUUUGAGAUACUCUUGGAUCAGGGCCUGGGUUGAGGGGAGCUUGGGGAAAAAGGAAGAUCCAUCUGGAUGCUUUUCCCCCAGUUGUUUACUGGCUGGCUCCUUCCUGUCAUUCCACACUGACCUCAGAGAGGCCCUCCCUGUCACCCAAGCUCAUGCUAUGUCCUCUGCCCACCUGCUUUAUUUUCUUUACAACUCUCACUGGCCACAUUUAUUUGUAUGCCUGAUAUUUUCUACCCCCACUAGAAUGUAAACUCCACAGCUAUAGACUUCUUGUUCCUUCUCUAUGCCUACAACGAAGAUUAACCUUAACCUGGCAUAUCGUACCUGCUUAAUAAAUAUUCACGAAUAGAUGA